Molecule: messenger RNA, 1059 nt
Organism: Gorilla gorilla gorilla (western lowland gorilla)
Lineage: Eukaryota; Metazoa; Chordata; Mammalia; Primates; Hominidae
Gene: CMC1
Product: C-X9-C motif containing 1
Exons: 8
Coding region: 565-915 (116 amino acids)
Cellular component (GO): mitochondrion
Source: RefSeq, a predicted model, not a curated record
AGAAGGGCGCAGGCGCAACGGGCGGCGGAAGUAGGAGCCUGGGAAGGAAGAGGGAACGGUUUCUGGCGGUGCUUUGCAAAGGGCCGCGUUUCUGUUGCGGGAAGCUCCCGGAGGUCGUACGUGCGUCCGAGCCCAGGCCCCUCCCUUCCACUCCCCUUCCUGCGUGCCCCGGAGCCGCCAAGCGGCUACGUUCUUCUCGGCCUGCCGAGAUGGCGCUCGACCCCGCAGGAAUUCUAUGAAAUAUUGUAAGAUGAAAGAAGAACCGGUAGUAACAUGGUGGAGAGAGGCUUGAGGAACAUUCAUAGGAUUGAGAAUAUUACACAAUCUUCUAGAUUUAUAUGAGAAAAAAAGUAAAUCAGGCAAUGUAUUGCUAAGAAGGCCACAGUUCUAGUAUGGCUUGAAGGAAAGAAGGUGAAUUUUCCUAUUUUAAGAUGUCUCUUCGUCUACCCUUCCUCAUUUUACUCUGUCGUUAUAGCAAGAAGAGUAAACAGUAGCACCAAACUGUCUUCAGGAGCAAACCAGCAUCUCAGACAUGUCGAAAAAGAUGUUUUGAUCCCUAAAAUAAUGAGAGAAAAGGCCAAAGAGAGGUGUUCUGAACAAGUUCAAGGACAAAUAAAUUUUUGUGAAACAUUGCAGAUGUUAGAUGGAUUUGGGAGAAUUUUCCAAACUAAGUGGACGAACUUAUAUAGCUACAUAAAUAGUAAUUUUACCAAAUGUUGCAAGAACUCUGGAGUUCUUAUGGUAGUAAAAUGCCGGAAAGAAAAUUCUGCACUGAAAGAAUGUCUAACUGCUUACUAUAAUGAUCCAGCCUUUUAUGAAGAAUGCAAAAUGGAAUACCUGAAGGAAAGGGAAGAAUUCAGAAAAACUGGAAUUCCUACAAAGAAAAGGCUACAGAAGCUUCCAACAAGCAUGUAGGCAGAUACUCAAAUGACAUUCAGGAACUCUAAUAUUCAUGGAAGUCAUUUUAUAGUCCUUAAAUAAUGGACUCAAGCAUAUAUGUUUGCUUUACCUUAAUUAUGGAAAUAUUAAUUUUAUCUGAAAUAAAUAUUUUAUUUCAAA